Messenger RNA from Mangifera indica (mango), 618 nucleotides. Its product is annotated as germin-like protein 9-3. Gene Ontology annotation, cellular component: cell wall. The transcript has a single exon. Gene Ontology annotation, molecular function: manganese ion binding. NCBI's taxonomy places the organism in Eukaryota, Viridiplantae, Streptophyta, Magnoliopsida, Sapindales, Anacardiaceae. Bases 1 to 618 code for a protein of 205 amino acids. The record is from RefSeq and is a predicted model, not a curated record.
AUGGCCUCAAAUUUUCUCAAAUCAAUUCCAUUCUUUCUCUUACUUGCCACUGCCAUGGCAGGUGAUCCAGAUAUCCUCACAGACUUUAUACUUCCGGCAAAUGUUAGUGCUAAUGGCUUAGACGGGAACUUCUUUACCUUCACAGGCAUGCGCAGUGCGGCUUAUUCUGGGGAUCCAUCAAACUUCACAAUAACUAAAGCUACUCUAGCAAAUUUUCCUGCGUUAAACGGCCAAAGUGUUUCUUAUGCUUUGUUACAGUUUCCAGCAGGAGCCAUCAACCCACCUCACACACACCCCCGUUCAGCAGAGCUACUCUUUGUGGUGGAGGGGAGCUUGAACGUUGGAUUCGUUGAUACCAAUAACACGCUUUAUACACAAACUCUGCAAUUUGGAGACAUUUUUGUAUUUCCUAAGGGACUGGUGCAUUAUCAGUCAAAUGAUGAUCCAAAACAACCUGCGGCUGCUGUCUCUGCCUUUGGAAGUGCUAAUGCAGGCACAGUUUCAGUUCCUCUCAGCGUGUUUGCCACUGGCAUUGAUGAUGUUAUCCUUGCUAAGGCUUUCAAAACUGAUGUUGCAACCAUCCAGAAGCUCAAAGCCGGCCUCACACCCAAAGCUUAA